GCGCAGGGCAUGCCGGGAGUCUUGGUGUAACGUUGGCAGCAGCAGGUGAAGCGGAAUAGAGAACGCGGCGAGAGGAGCAAGUGAAGGGAUUCCUGCUGUCUCCAGAAUCCUGCUCUGCCCUGAUAAGGGCAGGCUUUUCCGUGAGAGCUGUAGAAGAUACUUUUUGGCAGGUUCCAGUCUUUUUCAUCCAUGGUUGUUCUGCAGAUAGUGUGAUUUUGGUGUUCUCGUGAGAGGAGGAUUUCAGUUUGUUGAAAUGAGCAGUCGUAAAUCAAAGAGUAACAACUUAAUACAAGCAGAAUACCUUUCACAGGCACAAAGAAUUUUACGGGAAAGAUUUUGUCAUCAGAGUCCACAUAGUAACCUAUUUGGAGUACAAGUACAAUAUAAACACUUAAUUGAACUGCUAAAAAGAACUGCUAUUCAUGGAGAAAGUAAUUCUGUUCUCAUUAUUGGACCCCGAGGAUCAGGAAAGACCAUGUUAAUAAACCAUGCUUUGAAAGAACUAAUGGAAGUAGAAGAAGUGAGUGAAAAUGUAUUACAAGUUCACUUAAAUGGACUGCUGCAGAUCAAUGAUAAAAUUGCCUUAAAGGAAAUCACAAGGCAGUUAAAUCUGGAAAAUGUAGUUGGAGAUAAAGUUUUUGGAAGCUUUGCCGAAAACCUUUCAUUUCUUCUGGAAGCUUUAAAAAAAGGUGACCGGACUAGUAGUUGCCCAGUGAUCUUCAUAUUAGAUGAAUUUGAUCUUUUUGCUCAUCAUAAAAACCAAACACUCCUCUAUAAUCUUUUUGACAUUUCUCAGUCUGCACAGACUCCGGUAGCAGUUAUUGGUCUUACAUGUAGAUUGGAUAUUUUGGAACUCUUAGAAAAGAGAGUGAAGUCACGAUUUUCCCACCGGCAGAUACACUUAAUGAAUUCAUUUGGUUUUCCACAGUAUCUUAAAAUAUUUAAAGAACAAUUAUCUCUACCUGCAGUAUUUCCAGGCAAGAUUUUUGCUGAGAAGUGGAAUGAAAAUGUUCAGAGUCUCUCAGAAGAUAGGAAUGUGCGAGACGUGCUGCAGAAGCAUUUCAAUGUCAGCAAAAGCCUGCGGUCAUUACACACGCUACUGAUGCUUGCUUUAAAUCGUGUAACACCAUCACACCCAUUUAUGACUGCAGCAGAUCUGAUGGAGGCAAACCAGCUGUGUAGCAUGGACUCUAAAGCAAAUAUUGUACAUGGUCUGUCAGUCUUGGAAAUCUGUCUUAUCAUAGCAAUGAAACAUUUAAAUGACAUCUAUGAAGAGGAACCCUUUAAUUUUCAAAUGGUUUAUAAUGAGUUUCAGAAGUUUGUUCAAAGGAAGGCCCAUUCUGUUUAUAAUUUUGAGAAACCUGUUGUCAUGAAGGCCUUUGAACAUUUACAACAAUUAGAAUUAAUAAGGCCCAUGGAAAGAACAUCAGUAAAUGCACAGAGGGAGUACCAGCUGAUGAAACUACUUUUGGAUAAUACGCAAAUUAUGAAUGCUUUGCAAAAAUACCCUAACUGUCCUACAGAUGUUAGGCAGUGGGCAACAUCCUCCCUAAGCUGGUUAUGAAUAUAACCAUGGCUUCAGUUGUGGAGUUUCAGGCAUACUUCUCUAAAGAAUGUUGUCCUUCAACAAGAUAUGUUAUUACAUUUUCUUAUAUUUAUAAAAAUGUAUUUUUGUAUUUAUGGGAGACUGUUACACAUGUAGCAUCAUGGCUGUGCCUUGCCUUUGAAUCACGGCACAUGAGCAGUUACAUGAUUUAUAAUUCCAGUAAUUUAGAUUAUGUUGUAGGUAGUUGUUCAAAAAAUAAAUAUGACUAUUUUAGGGA
Orcinus orca (killer whale) is the source of this 1823-nucleotide messenger RNA. RefSeq names its product origin recognition complex subunit 4 (gene ORC4). NCBI's taxonomy places the organism in Eukaryota, Metazoa, Chordata, Mammalia, Artiodactyla, Delphinidae. Gene Ontology annotation, biological process: DNA replication initiation; DNA replication. The record is from RefSeq and is a predicted model, not a curated record. The transcript has 15 exons. Gene Ontology annotation, cellular component: nucleus; nuclear origin of replication recognition complex. Gene Ontology annotation, molecular function: ATP hydrolysis activity; DNA replication origin binding. Bases 254 to 1564 code for a protein of 436 amino acids.